This is a messenger RNA of Zychaea mexicana, 1561 nucleotides long. Its product is annotated as NADP-dependent oxidoreductase domain-containing protein. Gene Ontology annotation, cellular component: cytosol. Gene Ontology annotation, molecular function: aldose reductase (NADPH) activity. The coding region runs from base 179 to 1207 and encodes 342 amino acids. Lineage: Eukaryota; Fungi; Mucoromycota; Mucoromycetes; Mucorales; Lichtheimiaceae. The transcript has 7 exons. The record is from RefSeq and is a predicted model, not a curated record.
CUCUCUCUCUCUCUCUCUCUCUCUCUCUCUCUCCAUCGCCCUUCCAACAACAACGACAAUGACGAUUUUGUCUGUAGAUAACACAACAUAUAAACUUUUUUUUUAUUUUUACGUUUGAUUCCGCCUUCAGUGUGUGUGUGUGUGAGAGAGUCACACAAGUGCAUCGUCCUGUAAUAUAAUGUGUAGGAGUAUAAAUAAGGGCGUUUCCUUGCAAAUCGGGUGUUCUUUAAUCUCCAACUUCCUUUUUUCCAUACACGGCAACACAAUGGCAAGCAAUGUCCCCAUCAUUAAGCUUAACAGCGGUUAUGACUUUCCAGCUAUAGGCUAUGGUACCUUUGGCGGUCCACAUGCUCCCGAACAGGUGUAUCACGGAACAAAGCACGCUUUGGAAGCGGGCUAUCGUCAUAUCGAUACGGCCUAUGUCUAUGAAACCGAAGAAGCUGUUGGCAAAGCUGUCCGCGAAAGCGGAAUUGACCGCAAGGAUAUAUUUAUCACCACCAAGCUUUUCCAAACGUUCCAUGAGCCCAAACACGUCCGGCCCGCUUUUGAUAUUUCGCUCAAGUUGCUAGGCGUCGAGUACGUGGAUCUGUAUCUCAUGCACUGGCCUUUUGCUUGGGAAUUCCAUGGUUAUUCCUUUGACGAUAUAAAGGGCCACAAGGAUGAAAACGGCCAUCGAAAGAGAAUCGAUGUGUCGAUCGUAGAUACUUAUCGUGCCAUGGAGGAAUUGGUCAAGGCUGGUGUUGUCAAGAGCAUCGGUGUUUCAAACUUUACCAUUCCCAUGCUAGAGCAAAUCUUAAAAGAGUGUGACAUCCCUCCUGCCGUGAACCAGGUCGAGAUCCAUCCUAGUCUUCCACAAGAAGAAUUAUUGGCGUGGUGCAAGGAGCACAACAUCGUUUUGACAGCCUACUCGCCUCUUGGUAACCCCGGCCAUCGUGGCCAACCUGCCAUGAUGGAUCAUCCUGCUGUCUUGAGCGCAGCCAAGAAAUACAAUGUGUCGCCAGUUCAAGUUUUGCUCAACUGGGGCGUUUCGCGUGGCUAUACAGUGAUUCCCAAAUCCGUCACUCCUGAACGUAUCAAGGCUAACCUUGCUCGCAUCGAGAUGGAUAAGGAUGAUAUCGAAGCGAUUGCCAGCAUUGGUCGUGAGCAUCCUCAUCGCAUUUGUGAUCCUAUAAAGAUUUUCGGUCCAGCGUUUAACAUCUUUGAUUAACGCUGUUACAAAGUGAUACGGCUUCUUUUCGAGAUAAAGAGGCCCUUCAUCAUCAGUUUUACAGCUUGUAUUGUCAUAUCCACUCUUCCUAUAAAGUUGCGCAUCUCUAAUUUGAAAAAUUGUGUUUUCCCUCUAUAUAAGAAAGGCCUUCUUGAUGGUUCAAGUACUUUGUACUGCCAUAGUAUUGUUUGUAAAAUACAGGAUAAUAGACCGAGAAAUUCUGUAUCAAAUAUUCCUUUGUUAUUAUCAUUAUCACAGUACUAUUAUUUAUAAUGAGCGAUAUUUCAAAUAAUUGUUUAAAAUACGGCUAUUGCAACGACAGGAGCAUCAUCAAGGCAAAAGCAACUUGCGGAA